This is a messenger RNA of Linum tenue, 1719 nucleotides long. NCBI's taxonomy places the organism in Eukaryota, Viridiplantae, Streptophyta, Magnoliopsida, Malpighiales, Linaceae. The record is from the annotation of a GenBank genome assembly.
CCAUUUUGUACAAAGUGAUUUUGUGACAUUUUUUUAUGUUAAUUAGACGCUAAAAGCGAUUUACCAUUAGGUCUAAUCUUAUUUUUACUUUGUUUUCCCAACCUUCUCAAACCCUAGCUAUCAUUAUCAAUGGAUUACUCAGAACUACCGAAGGAGAUCGUAGAGAAGAUUGCUUCCCAGCACUUGGACACAGCCUCCCAGCUCAUCUCCUUCUCCGGCGUCUGCAAAUCAUGGAGAUCCGUCGCCAUCCUCCUCCGCUGCCCUCCGGUAUUGCUCGUCCCCGAAACCGCCGCCGCCGCCGCACCCCUAUCUCCUGCCGCUGCGUCGAGAGGCCAAAUCCAUGAUUUCGUCUCCCUCCCUACACUCAUCCCAACCACCAGCCCGCCGCCGCCGCCGUCAAUCGCACUCCCCCUCUUCCCGUCUCCCUCCAAAAUGUCGGACGCCCACGGCCAGCGCGAUCGCUACCUCCGCCUCCACCAAGAAUUCAUCACUUCCUUCCCCGUCAUCGGAGACGACAGCGAAUUCUCUCCCUACGACGCGAAAUCAGACGCUCACUCCUUAGCCUCCAAAGACGGCUGGAUCCUCCGCACCCUCCCUUUCCACGGCGACUACCGCGGCCGCCAGCUCGAUCUCUACCUCCUCAACCCAUUCAUCGGCGCCUCCAUCCCUCUGCCCCCUUUAAAGCGGGAAUACGCCGACGUCAGCAAAGCCAUAAUCUCCAAUUCCCCUGACCACGAACACUGCUACGUGUUCACAUUUUCCAAUUGGCAGAACAACUUGCUCGCCUGGUGCAAGGUCGGGCCAGGAGGCGGAGGCGGCGGCGGCUGGACGUUCCCACCAAAGAAUUGCCUCGUUCGUAUACAAUACGAUGUCCCCGAAGACGCCUCCUACUCCAACGGAAACCUCUACCUUGCAGGGGAAAAUGCCCUCUGGGUUGUCCACGACAUCCUCAAACCCUUCUCCGCCGCGAUUGGGCCAAUUGUGAAGGCGUUCCCGUUCUCCAGCUACAUGAAAUCGUUCGACGCCUUCAACUGCUGUCCGCCGAGGUCGAAAACUCACCCCUACUUGUGUCACCUCGACGGCGGCCAGGUUCGUGUGAUUCUCCCUGAUUGCAAGGGGAAUUACUACGGGGACUACCUGGGAUUCCGUGUGUUCAAGCUCGUCGAUGAGGGGAACGGGCUCGAUAGAGUUAUGAACUUUCAUGGCCAUAAUGUUGACAGGGGUGAGUAUUGGGAAGAAGUGUGGAGUCUGGAUGGGCAUGCCCUGUUCAUUGGGGCUCACCAAUCGUUUUCCUUUCCGACUAUCAAGGGCGGUGGUGGUGUUGUGAAUCGGAAUGGCGGUGGGAUUAGAGGCGACCACAUCUACUUCGCGCUGAAUCGUGUUUGUUGGGAUAUGAAAACAUUCGGAGAGGCGAAUUGGGAUGGUGUGUUUGAUGUUGCCAACCAGAAGUUCCAGAGGUUUGCUGAUGAACGUUACAGUGAUAACGGGACGCGGCAUCCCAUCUUUUGGUUCAUCCCUGUGCCCUGGGGAUACAGUAAAAGUGUGAGUAAACAUCAGAAGAGAAAGAAGAGGAAAGGGAAAAAGCAAAGGGAAGAAACAAGGGUAGCAUCACGAGUAACUGAAGACAAUUUGAUUGAAUCAUUUUUUGGGAACAUUUCCUAAGAGAUGCAUGUUGUUGGGAGUUUUCCAAUUGUAUAAGUGCCUGAUCCUUGAUUGAGC